CUUAAAACAAGGGCUGCGUCCAAAACCACAUACUAUUGUACUAAUGAAGAUGGUGGUAUACUGCUUCUGACACAUAGAUAUGUUCUGCCAUACUCACUAGUGUGGUCGUAUGCAGUUUUGGACGCAGCCAGGAUUCAAGGUUGAGGAGGAGUGUCUGUGGUGUUGUGUACAUGUGACGUCGUCAGCUGAUAUUGUAAUGCAGAAGCUGUCUUGGAACUUUCGUUCGGUAAAUAUCGAAUUCUUAAUAUUGUAUUUAAGCAAUGCAAAGACAGGACGCACCAUCAGCCUCGCUUUCUUUGUGUUUGUAAACUGUCGAGGCACAAUGUAUUGAAAGGUCGCUAAAGUUGUUUGUGCGUAUGUGAGUGUAUCACUGUCGGCCUCCGAUAAGAAACCGGCUUUGCAUUGGUAACGGUACUCGACAAGUAACUCAGUGUGAAAGUCUUUCCAAAUUCACAAACUUAUCAUUUCCUACUCUCGUGGAAGGCACCAUUUAUGUACUGGUAUGCUGAGGAGACCGGUGCUUAAUUGGGCUUCAAUUUGGAAAAGAUCAGUAACGCCGAUUCUCUCAAGCUGCCAAAACAAGACAAUCAUGGCUCGCCAGUUGCACGCUCGAAGGCUCGAGGGAGUCGACAAGAACAUUUGGGUGGAGUUUACACAGCUAGCUGCUGAUUAUAAUGUGGUGAACCUGGGUCAGGGGUUCCCUGACUUCUCUCCUCCCAGCUUCAUCCAAGAGGCUUUCUGCAGUGCCAUCACUGGAGGUGCCUCCAUGCAUCAGUACACACGAGCCUUCGGCCACCCAGCGCUUGUCAAGAUCCUUGCAAAGUUCUUUGGGAGGAUUGUGGACCAGGAAAUUGACCCUAUGGAGGACUUCCUGGUUACUGUGGGAGCCUAUCAGGCUCUUUUCUGCACCUUUCAGGCUCUGAUUGAUGAGGGUGAUGAGGUGAUCAUUGUGGAGCCUUUCUUUGACUGCUAUCAGCCUAUGGUCACGAUGGCAGGAGGAACACCUGUCUAUGUCCCACUAAAACCUAGAAAAUCCGCUGGCCCUGGUUUGUCCAGUGCAGAUUGGGUUUUAUGUCCUGAAGAGCUAGCCAGUAAUUUGAACUCUCGCACAAAAGCUAUCGUCAUCAACACUCCUAAUAACCCAUUAGGCAAGGUUUUUCAAAAGGAUGAGUUGCAGAUGAUAGCUGAUUUCUGUAUAAAGCAUGAUAUUAUUUGCAUAAGCGAUGAGGUCUAUGAAUGGCUCACGUAUGACGGAGUACAGCAUAUUAAAAUAGCUAGCCUACCAGGCAUGUGGGAGCGCACAGUUACUAUUGGAAGUGCAGGCAAGAGCUUCAGCGCCACAGGAUGGAAAGUGGGUUGGGCAAUGGGACCAGGCAACAUGAUAAAGCACUUGAAAACUGUCCAUCAGAACUCAGUGUACCACUGUGCCACUGCUGCUCAGGAGGCUGUGGCGGUGGGCUUUCAGAGGGAAUAUGACACGUUUGGCACAGAAGAGAGCUAUUUUAAACAGUUACCUGCACAACUCCACGCUAAACGCCUCAGGCUGGCUGAGUGUCUGAGGAGCGUGGGUCUGGAACCCAUCAUGCCCCAGGGUGGAUAUUUCAUGAUCACAGACAUCUCCAGUCUGAAGGUUGACCUGAAUGACCCCAGCACAAAGGACGAACCCUAUGACUUCAGAUUUGUCAAAUGGCUUAUCAAAGAGAAGGGUUUGGCCACUAUCCCUGUGUCUGGGUUUUACAGCCCAGAACACAGAGGCGACUUCCAGAAGUACAUCAGGUUCUGCUUUGUCAAGGAGGACUCGACCCUGAAAGCAGCAGAAGAUAUUUUAAGACAGUGGAGCAUUACAAAAUGAGUGUUGGCUAUUUCUAACAGAUAGAGAGGAUGAUACUGUUUCCGUCCAAAGUUAGCUUUGCACAGCAUGUCUGACUCAAAUCGAAAUGUUUCCCAGCAAAGUCUGAUUCAGGUCAUAUAGCCCACUGCAUAAUAUUAUUUUAUUUUAAUAUUUGAUAGAAUUGUUUAAAUGAAAUCAGAAUAUUUUGUUCUUUUUUGUUGUUCUUGUCUGACUGCAUACAUAUGUUAAUAGUUAUUGUAUCUGAUUGAAUUGAACAGCUAGCAGAAACUAGGGAUGUGAAACUUGAAAACUGUUCUGCUUAGGUGGAACGAGGGGAAAAGUAUACUUAUCUUGCCAAAAGAGGGAGCUACUAGCCUUCAUUGAAUAGAAAUGAAGACGUAAAAAUUAUGCUGAUUUUUAAAGACAAUUAAAUGACUGUGGCAUAUUAAAGAGUAUACAACACAAUCAUAAAUAAUCAUAAAGCUCGAUGUUAUUUUGGUGUUUCCAAAUUGUUAAUUCAGUGUUUUAAAAGAAAAGAUACUUUCUCAAAAAUGAUUUUUACCUGAAUUUAUUUCCUUGGAUUUUGCUUAUUUCUGUUGUAUUACUGAAACUACCCAGGUCAUGCUAGCCCAUCCAGCAUCUUAACGCACACAAAACGGUGGCAGUGUUUAUAUUUAUUUAGAAGCAUUAAAACUACUUCAGGUAUGAGAUCCCUUGUAGUUGAAUAUAUCACUAAUGUGAAUAACCACAAAUACACUCCAGGAGAGAAUAAUUAACCUCAUAAUGUUCAUUCACAUCACUUGUGUAAGCCUGCAUAGGCCUGUGUUUUGAUUUCUAUUCAGUUUACUUUCCAACCUGCUGAUUGUAUAGAAUGCAUUCUCUGACAUGUUUCAUUGAUGAGUUGAACGAUGCAGAACACAAUAAAGUGAAUAUUGCUUUCAA
Messenger RNA from Colossoma macropomum (tambaqui), 2773 nucleotides. It is a transcript of the gene kyat1, whose product is annotated as kynurenine aminotransferase 1. Gene Ontology annotation, cellular component: mitochondrion; cytoplasm. Gene Ontology annotation, molecular function: pyridoxal phosphate binding; L-kynurenine:2-oxoglutarate transaminase activity. Lineage: Eukaryota; Metazoa; Chordata; Actinopteri; Characiformes; Serrasalmidae. The transcript has 13 exons. Bases 503 to 1852 code for a protein of 449 amino acids. Gene Ontology annotation, biological process: biosynthetic process. The record is from RefSeq and is a predicted model, not a curated record.